AAGCAACUCUGCAAGGCUUUGCUCUGCUCAGCAGGCUGCUGAGUUUGCUGCAGAUGCAAACCAGAAAUCCAACCUUCUACUUGCCUACGUACCACCACAGGGUUAUAUGUCUUCUUGCCUCUUGCUCCUUCCCCCAAACCUCUGUUCUCAAAAGGAAGCUUUGUUCUGCUGCUAGCAAUGCAUCCUGAGACGCGGCUGUGUUGGUGUUGCCCUGCUUUCUGUGUGUGGGCAUUCGUGCUCACAUCCUUGAUUAAAGGUACUACAGCCUGCGAAUCAGAGGAACGUUUAUUUCACAAACUCUUCUCCCAGUACAACCAGUUCAUUAGACCGGUGGAAAAUGUGUCUGAUCCUGUCACGGUGUAUUUUGAACUGGCCAUUACCCAGCUUACAAAUGUGGAUGAAGUCAAUCAAAUUAUGGAAACAAAUUUGUGGCUAAGACACAUUUGGAAUGACUACAAACUGCGAUGGGAUCCCAGACAAUAUGAUGGCAUUGAAUUUGUUCGGGUACCAGCAGAUAAAAUUUGGAAACCAGAUAUUGUCUUGUAUAAUAAUGCUGUGGGAGAUUUUCAAGUUGAAAGCAAGACCAAAGCCCUCCUUCGCUAUGAUGGAAUGAUCACAUGGACCCCACCAGCUAUUUUUAAAAGCUCCUGUCCUAUGGAUAUUACUUUUUUCCCAUUUGACCACCAGAACUGUUCACUCAAAUUUGGCUCAUGGACCUAUGACAAAGCCAAAAUUGAUCUUCUGAUCAUUGGAUCCAAAGUAGAUAUGAAUGACUUUUGGGAAAAUAGUGAAUGGGAAAUAGUUGAUGCUUCUGGCUACAAACAUGAUAUCAAAUAUAACUGCUGUGAAGAGAUCUACACAGACAUAACAUAUUCUUUUUAUAUCCGAAGGUUGCCAAUGUUCUACACCAUAAAUCUGAUCAUUCCCUGUCUUUUCAUCUCAUUCCUGACUGUGUUAGUUUUUUACCUGCCAUCUGACUGUGGUGAGAAAGUUAAUCUUUGCAUCUCAGUGCUUCUUUCUUUGACUGUAUUUUUACUGGUGAUCACAGAAACAAUCCCAUCCACCUCUUUAGUAAUUCCCCUAGUUGGUGAAUAUUUACUCUUCACAAUGAUAUUUGUGACUCUGUCAAUUGUCAUCACAGUGUUUGUCCUCAAUAUACAUUACAGGACUCCAAUGACACACACAAUGCCCAAAUGGGUAAAAACUGUCUUUCUUAGCCUGCUCCCCAGAGUCCUGUUGAUGCAGAGGCCACUAGAACAGCAGAAAAAAAACACCUCCAGGAAAAACAAGAAAGUAUCAGACAGUAAGUUGGGCAAGUCAAAGCACAGCAAGCAGAAAGAUACCAAACUGCACAAGGAGCAGCGGUGCAGUCACUGUGAUCAGGCAACUGAGCUCCCCACCACCAAAAGACAGCUGAGCCAUCAGUCACUGAGGUGGAUGGCAGAGCACAUGGAGUACUCCCCAGAGGUGAAGGAUGUCAUUAGCAACGUCCAGUUCAUCGCAGAGAACAUGAGAUCUCAAAACGAAACCAAAGAGGUGGAAGAUGAUUGGAAAUACAUAGCUAUGGUGAUAGACAGAGUAUUUCUCUGGGUAUUUAUAAUCCUGUGUGUGUUUGGGACUGUGGGGCUCUUUAUCCAGCCACUAAUAGCAGAAACAUAAAUCCACUGCUUUUU
Passer montanus (Eurasian tree sparrow) is the source of this 1673-nucleotide messenger RNA. RefSeq names its product cholinergic receptor nicotinic alpha 6 subunit (gene CHRNA6). Gene Ontology annotation, cellular component: postsynaptic membrane; neuron projection; synapse. The record is from RefSeq and is a predicted model, not a curated record. The transcript is spliced from 6 exons. The coding region runs from base 178 to 1659 and encodes 493 amino acids. Gene Ontology annotation, biological process: nervous system process; regulation of membrane potential; chemical synaptic transmission. NCBI's taxonomy places the organism in Eukaryota, Metazoa, Chordata, Aves, Passeriformes, Passeridae. Gene Ontology annotation, molecular function: transmembrane signaling receptor activity; acetylcholine-gated monoatomic cation-selective channel activity.